Molecule: messenger RNA, 4489 nt
Organism: Cydia amplana
Lineage: Eukaryota; Metazoa; Arthropoda; Insecta; Lepidoptera; Tortricidae
Exons: 5
Coding region: 1-4452 (1483 amino acids)
Source: RefSeq, a predicted model, not a curated record
AUGAUUAUUAUAAACACACUUGGGUCAGCGGCGGCAGAUUCAGAGACGCCAUUUUCUGAAUCAUUAGAAUCAGAACCAUUGACGCCAGGACCUUCAAAAACAGAAAUUCUGGCGCAGAAACUUUACGGUAAUAUUGAGGUGUGCCGAAUAUGCAACUGCGCCUUAACCCAGGACAUAACCGUAGUCAAACGAAAAGGCUACCUAACCCUUCAGCGCUCGAGCGAACUCCGUCAAGACGGCAAGUUCCCGAUGGGCACAGAGCAUGAAUCGAUCGAACUCCCGCUGCAUAUAACGUGUAGAAAGAUGUACAUUAAGGAGAGCUCGAUUAGAAAGAGCAUCUGUAUGAGGGUACAGAGAGAAAUGAAUCCGAACGCACCUCCCCCCCCGCAUGAUAAAAUGUUCGACUACUUAACGCAAUGCCUGUUCUGCGGCGGCGACGCGUCCGAAACGUUCCGUCGGCAGGUCCUACAACGGCCUGUUUCGAAACGUCAGGACUACGUGAGCAGGCUUUCCCGCUCGCACGUAGGGGACAAUCUGUACCGGACCUCGCUGGAUUAUACGGACUCUGAGGUUGGAGAGUUCCGGAAGAGAAUAAAAGGUAAGGAUCUGGUCGCUCUCCGCGCCCGUUACCACAUGAGCUGCUACAGAAAGUUCAGGUUCCCGAAGAAAGGUUGCCUAGGGUCCCUAGGGUCCGGCGCCAAGCGCGGCCGACCCCCCAGAGAGGAACUGCAGGCGGAAUUUGAACCCAUCUACGACCACAUAGACAAUAAUUGGGAGGACUCCCAAUUCGACCUUUCCGACUUCAACUAUUCCGUCAACCCUAAGACUUUGGUCUACAAAAUUGAAAAUCGCUACGGUGGCGUUUUGCAAAGCAAAAAUAAUAUCGUCGUCGUACCACCCGCUCAGGAGGUUUUAAAAGAAAAAUGGCACGACGAGAUGCUUGGUGAUGAAAAAAGCGAGCGAUUGAGAAUAGUUAGAACGGCUGCUAAUAUAAUCUUGGAAGAUAUCAGAUCUAUCCUAUUUGAUACAAAAAGCUAUCCGCCUCCAUCUGCGUUCUUGGACGAAGUUAACUCCGUGAUACCGGAAACUUUGAAGACUUUUGUGGAAACUGUCGUCACGAAGUAUCAGAAGAAUCCGGAGCCUUUAGAAAGUACCGUGACGGCUUUAAGCCAUUCUAUAAUGACGGCUGCGAGGCCGAGGACUUUUAAAAGCCCUCUACUUUUAGGGAUCGGCAGUUUAAUACAUCAGAAAUAUGCCUCGAAAGAUUUAAUAGACCUGUUGUCUUCUAUAGGGUUUUGUGCUUCGUAUAAAGAUGUGCGUCAGUUGGAAGUGGCAAUGGCUUCCAAAAGUGUCUCUCAUUCCCGACCAAAGUUUACCCAGUUCGUGUUUGAUAGUGUCGAAAGUGAUAAAGGACCUAUGCUUGUGGGCGUUCAGUGUAAUACACCAAAAACUAAUGAAACACCUUUAAAAAUACAAGAGAAAAUCCCUGAUCUCAGCAAGGGUAAAUACCAAGCAACAUUGCAGAAACACCGCCCCAGAUCUAACCUUAUGAACGUUCUAAUAGAAGACCAUAGAGAUGAUACAGCGAUACUCCCAACAAGAGGUGAUGCUCUAUGGUUGUUUGGGAAGAGCGAACCGUCUCUCAACAUGCCCGGAUGGGAAAAAUUCAUAAGCAAAAUGCCAACAGAAAAAGAACACCAAGUAUCUGAAAUUUGUCCUUUACCAGUGAUAGUAUCCCCGCCGUCAAGAGACGCCAUUUACACAGCGAUUAAGGAAGCUCAGAAGAAAACGAAAGGAACAUGUUUAGUGACGUUCGAUCAACCGAUGUACCAAAUAGCCCAGAAAAUAGUUACAAAUCCGGGUAGUUUGAUGCUCGAUGUCGUUUUGAAAUUGGGGGGUUUUGAUUUGAUAAAAUCGUUUCUUGGUGUCAUUGGGUUUAUCAUGUCCGGGAGUGGACUGAAAGAGUUGUGGUGCAGUAUUUACGCUCCAGAACAUAUUGAAAAAAUGAUGACAGGAUGUGCUUUCGCUCGCGCUAUAAGAGCCCAUUUUUUGACACGCUCAGCUCUCUUCAAUAUUAUAACUAAAGAUUUCGACUUGACACCUGAAGAGAGAUUGGAAAUUGAAGGGAUUUUAGAAGGAUGCUACAUUCCAGAAUUUGAAAACCAGAAGAAUUAUCAGGAACCACUGGCGAUAACUCUGGAAUUACUGGAAAAGCGAGGCCCGACUGCCCAACUGUGGGUCCAAUACUUCCGUAUGACAACCCUGGUAGCUCAGUUCAUAGAGGCUGAAAGGUCUGCCAAUUGGGAUCUUCAUCUGUCAACAAUAAAAAAGAUGCUUCCAUAUUUCCACGCCGCUGGCUACUUUGAGUACGCAAAAUCUUGCAGCUUGUAUUUACAGGACAUGAAAGGGCUUGAAACAAAGAUGGACGGGGACGAGUUUGAGAAAUUUACUAAGAAAGGAUAUUUUGCUGUGAGGUGGACGGAUAAUUUUGAAUGGUCUGACAGAGCGGUGGAAAAGACUAUGACAUUGUUAAAGAGGCCUGGAGGAGUCACCAAUGGGACAAAGGUCACUGACGAUUUUCUAGGAAACUGGCUUUUUGCAUCUCCUGCACUGAGCAUAGUAACACAACUGGUCGAAAAUUUCUGCAAACCGUCUGAAAUUGACUCAAAUAACAAGGAUAAUCAAGACUCGGCAAAAUUGCAGAGUUGGUUUGAAGAACACAACCCCUUUGCUGAAACUGGGACUCUAGUUACCCUCAGCAUGGAUACAAUAGGGAAGGACCUUAAUUGUCACGAGGCCGAAAUGGUUGGGAAGCAAAUAAUGGAAGAAACUAUUGGUCAAAAUUAUCGAGACGUCCAUUAUGAAAGGAGUAAAUGCGUGCGUCCGCUAUCCGUCGACAAGUCUAUUCAAAUUGAGGACAUAAACGUACCUAUAGAGCCUGAUACUAUUUUGAAACGUAUUGAUGAAACAUCCGAUGAGAAGAUUAAGUCUUUCUUUGAAUAUGAGUUGGCGCCGUAUCCCAUGUCGUUGUUUGAUGACCGAGGGAUAUCCGAUGCGAAUAAGUCUUCCUUAUUCGAUCAGUUUCUUCCAGUAGAAAUAACAGAUGGGGACAACCGCUUUCAUGUAUUAGAUGGCGAAUUCCUCUUGCGCAAAGUUACUUGGAAAGAGGGCGCCACUGUAUCGAAUAUCUCCUACUCAUAUGUCGAAUAUGUGAAAAGGCAUUUCAAAAAUGCCAUUGUCAUAUUUGGUAGCAACAAAGCAUCAGACACUGCAAGACGUACCAAAGUCAAGAAAAGUCAAAUUGUGGAAUUCCAGAAAGAUACAGUAUUAACAGUUGACAAAGAUAACUUUUUAGCCAAUGAAAAGAAUAAAGACAGAUUCAUACAGUAUCUGAUAAUAGAUUUCACACGCUCCGGUAUAAGAAUCAAGUUGAAUUCCAAUGAUUUACAUUCAAAUAUCGUUGAAACGGCCAUCGACAAUGCUUCCACAUACGAGAAAACUUUUAUAGUAAGUGACAACUCCGACUUGCUACUUAAAAUGUGUAUUAUUUCAAACAAAGAUAACGUAUAUUUCAUGAAACCUUCAAGAAAUCCAACAUACUUCCACGUAGAUAGCUUCAGCAGCAACAAAAUUAAACUCGGCAUGCUCUUUUUACAUGCUGUUUCAGGCUCCGAUUCGACCUCAUCAAUUUUCCAACAAGGAAAAACACAGAUAUGCUCAGCGCUUUCCAAAAUGUACAUGAAAGACAUCAAACACCUUAUGACCACUUUCGCAGAUCCCACUUCUGAUAAAAACGCUAUAGCGGACGCAGGGAUAAACUUCAUACGACAUCUCUACGACGAUCAAAAUAAAGAUUAUGACUUAAAUAUUCUGAGAUAUAAUCGUUUUGCUAAAAGUGUCACAAGAAGUAGGUACGAUCUGGCAUGUAUACCGCCUUCAAAAAAAGCAAUAAGACAGCAUAUGUAUAGAACUUAUCAUCAGAUACAGAAAUGGCUUGGGAAUGAGUUGCCGCCUACCGAAUGGGGGUGGAAAUUAGUCGAGAAUCGAUUGGUACCGAUAACAUUUUUAGCUGAAAUCGCUCCCAAGGAGUUAUUGGAGUUGAUUAGUUGCAAAUGUGAUGGUGUGUGCUCUGUCAACUGUCUUUGCAAGGAAGUAAAUUUGGAUUGUUGCGUGCUCUGUAUACAUUGUAACGGGCAAUCCUGCCACGGAUUAGACAUGGAUUCACACUCAUCAGAAACAGGUUUUAAUGCCUUUCUAAAGUGUGAUGCUUAUGGGAAUCCUAUUGAUUCCUUGGUGAUUAGUAAAGAGGAGGAGGAUGAUGAUGAUGAAAAUGAGCCUGAGGAACCUGAGCCAACGCCGAGACCGAAACGGGCAAAGAGAGAGACAAAUGGUGAAGAAACGAGACAACAGGACCUCGAACAAGUGUAUAUUGUCGAGGAAACAGAUAGCUAGUAGUAAUAACAGUAAGUAUAUUAAGAUAUAGGUACUA